Messenger RNA from Acyrthosiphon pisum (pea aphid), 2926 nucleotides. It is a transcript of the gene Pdi, whose product is annotated as protein disulfide isomerase. Gene Ontology annotation, cellular component: endoplasmic reticulum. The record is from RefSeq and is a predicted model, not a curated record. The transcript is spliced from 10 exons. Gene Ontology annotation, molecular function: protein disulfide isomerase activity. Gene Ontology annotation, biological process: response to endoplasmic reticulum stress; protein folding. NCBI's taxonomy places the organism in Eukaryota, Metazoa, Arthropoda, Insecta, Hemiptera, Aphididae. Bases 234 to 1760 code for a protein of 508 amino acids.
AACAUUUUGUUUACAUCAUCAACAUUUUAUCAGCGGUGUACAGCACCGCGACCGCACAUUUUCCCGUCACUAUUCGCACAACCAACGUAGCAGCGGUCGUCGUUGUCCCCCCCGAGUGGUAAUACCCGUCAGAUCCUAUAUAAGUUUUAUUUUAGUUUUCAGGGUUUUCAAAUUUUACGCAUCCACGUCGAAUCAUCACUACGAUCCAGCACUCGCCGAAUCGAAUCGACGACAUGAUUCUUCACGUAGCGUUCGCAGCGUUCCUGUUGGUUAACUCGGCGAUCGCCGACGCCGGUGUCCAGGAACAGGUGGCCGUCGAGUCAGACGAGGGCGUGCUUGUGUUGACCAAAGACAACUUCCAAAGUAUCGUCUCGUCGUCCGAAUACUUGCUCGUCAAAUUCUAUGCACCAUGGUGUGGUCACUGUAAACAAUUAGCACCAGAAUAUGCAAAUGCAGCUCAACACUUAGCCCAGAAUGAAUUAUCAGUUAAAUUGGGCAAAGUGGAUGCCACUAUUGAGAGUGACUUAGCUGAACAGUUUGGAAUCCGUGGGUAUCCAACUUUAAAGUUCUUUAAAAAUGGAAAACCAAUUGACUAUUCAGGUGGCCGAACUAAAGAUGAAAUCAUUCAAUGGGUAUUGAAGAAAUCUGGACCAGCUGCAAAAGUAUUGCAAUCAGAAGAAGAAGUACAGUCGUUCAUUGAGGGAAAACAUGUUGCUAUUGUAGGUUAUUUCGAAAAUUUAGAAUCAGAUGCUGCAAAAUUAUUUUCAGAAUUGGCGGAUUCGGUUGAUGAUCAUCCAUUUGGUCUUGUAUCAGAUUAUUCUAAAUUCUCUAAUUUAGAGCACAAAGAUACAUUUGUUUUAUAUAAAGAUUUUGAUGAAAAGAAAGUUCCAUAUGAUAAAGAUAUUGCCAAUGUUGAAGACAUCAAGACAUUUAUUUUUGUUCAUUCGUUGCCUCCCAUUAUAGAGUUCAACCAAGAUACUGCUCAAAAAAUAUUUGGUGGUCAGAUUAAGAGUCAUUUGUUGCUCUUCUUAUCUAAAAAAGAAGGACAUUUUGAAAAAUUCAUUGAUGACAUUAAGCCUGUUGCACUUGACUUCAGAGGAAAAAUUGUGUUUGUUACUAUUAAUGCUGAUGAAGAAGAACAUCAAAGGAUUUUGGAGUUCUUUGGAAUGAAAAAGAAUGAAGUACCAAGCAUGAGGGCAAUCAAACUUGAAGACGAUAUGACCAAAUUUAAACCAGAAUCUCCUGAUUUAACCGGAGAAAAUGUGAGGAAAUUUGUUUCCGAUUUUGUCGAAGGAAAAGUUAAGCAACAUUUGCUCUCUGAAGAAUUACCCGAAGAUUGGAACAAAACUCCAGUCUGGACUUUGACUGCUACUAACUUUGAUAGUGUAGCUUUAGAUUCAACUAAGAAUGUACUUGUAGAAUUUUAUGCUCCAUGGUGCGGACACUGUAAACAGCUUGCACCAAUUUUCGAUAAAGUUGGAGAACACUUCGCUGAUAAAGAUGAUAUUGUCAUUGCAAAAAUGGAUGCUACAGUUAAUGAACUUGAGCACACUAAAAUUUCCAGCUUCCCUACACUAACAUACUAUCCAAAGGGAGAUAGUCCAAAAGCCAUUGAAUAUAAUGGAGACAGAACAUUAGAAGCAAUCAUUAAGUUUAUCGAAGCUGAUGGAAAACAAGAAAGUUCUUCUAGCACAACGAGUGAGGAAGGAGAUGAAGAAGAAGAAGAAGUAGAACGUGAGAAGCCUAAAGAUGAAUUGUAGAUAUUAUUUGUAAAGAAAUGUUUAUUAUUAUAUAUAUUUUUUUUUUGUUCGUCUUGUGAAAAACUUCAGCACAUAGAAUUCGACAAUUGGACUAAUACCUAAUUGUGUAAUAGCUGAUUUUGGUUGUGUUUACAUUAUUUAAACUAGAAAAUUGGUAUUACUACGAUUGUAAGAAAAACAAUUUUAAAUUUAAAUUUCAUGUUGUCCCCUUUCUCAAGACUGUCAUAGAUGGUUCUGAAAUAGACUUCUUAAGAACCAUAUUUUAUUUUAAAUCAAUGUCUAUGAUGUUUCCUUGUUAAGUAAAAUAAAAAUAAUAAAAUUAAUAUUGAUAUUUUUAAUUAAUUCAUGAAUCAUUAUUUUAAGUUAUAGUUAAAAACAUUUAUUUAUUAAACUACAAUUACUCAAAUUCUUGAGUUAUUUAAUUCAUGGAUCUUUUUACUAAUUUUAUAUACUAAUAAUAACAUUGAUUUCUGAAAUUAAUUUUAAUGGUAAAGUUUAGCCACAGGUUUUAUUUGUACUUUGAUACAAAUCAUCAUAUAUAUAUUUUUUACAUUUGUUAUGUAUUAAAACAAGCGUGGGUGUAUUUUUAUUUUAUCAUAAUGUUUUAACAUCACAAAAAUUCAUAUUUUUAAUUCAUUUGGUUUGUUAAAAUGUUAUCUUUUUGUAGUUAUUUUAAAAUAAAUGCUUUAUAAUUUAAUAUAACUUUUAAUUUAUUUUGAGUGUAUUAUGAUUAUUUUGACUACGGCCGCUUAAAGAUCUUGGGACGCAAUUUUAAGGAAGUAGUACAUCUAUAUUAAAAAAAUUGUGAUAAAAUAAUAGCAUUUGAGUUUAAUUUAGUUAUUUUUAAUAAGUGUAUAAUUGCUACACGUGAUGACGUUUUACCAAAUUGUUUUCUGAUGAUAGUCUAUAAUGCCAAGUGCUAAAAUGUAUAUUAUAUUAUAAUUUUUAACUCAGAAAUGUUAAUAUAAAAAUAUAUGAUAUAUCAUCAAAAACUUCUAAGAUAUAAGAUUUAAUGUUAUCAAUUAUAAUUAUAACUUUAUAAUUACUUCAAGUAUAUUAUAAUAUUAUUGAUUAUAUUUUAAUACAGAGUGCUCUAAAUAUUUCAUGUAAUCCUAAAUUGUAAUGUCUAUGUUCUAUAUAAAUUAUACAUUUAACAGAUAAUACUA